AUGGCAUCCGGAUCAAAAGGAAAAGUCCGUGAUAAGAUCUGUGAAUCCGCGCAAGACAACUACGCUUUUGACCACUCCCCCUCCACUAUCUCGUACGAGGCUCGUGUUAAUGAUGGUGCUGUUCGAUUCGACCAACGAGGUUUUCCGGCGGAUUCGGAGCAGUACGCGAUCUGGCGCCGAGGCAUCCGCAAGCUUGACUGGCGUGCUUUGCCACCGCUUACGCUGCUGUGGUGGGCCGACUUUGUCGACAGGUCCAACAUCGGCAAUGCCAAAGUCGCGGGCCUGACAACAGACCUUUCCCUGGACGGCAACAAGAUCAACAUUGCGCUUGCUGUGUUUUACUUGACCUAUAUUGCGAGCGAAAUUCCGAGCAACAUGAUGCUGCGAAAGCUGGGAGCCAAGUUCUGGCUUCCAUUUAUCGUCUUCUGCUGGGGCAUCAUCACGGUCUUCUUCGGGAUGGCCAAGAACUUUGCUGGUAUCAUUAUCAUUCGUCUUCUCUUGGGGCUUUUUGAAGGCGGUCUUCUGCCAGGAAUGCCGGUAAAUAGUCAAGCUGAUCAUGCGAAAACGUUUCGAUACGCCAGAACUCACGAAUCCUGCUGA
Molecule: messenger RNA, 600 nt
Organism: Mycosarcoma maydis (corn smut)
Lineage: Eukaryota; Fungi; Basidiomycota; Ustilaginomycetes; Ustilaginales
Exons: 2
Coding region: 1-600 (199 amino acids)
Biological process (GO): transmembrane transport
Cellular component (GO): membrane
Molecular function (GO): transmembrane transporter activity
Source: RefSeq, a predicted model, not a curated record